Patiria miniata (bat star) is the source of this 7486-nucleotide messenger RNA. Its product is annotated as RNA-binding protein 26-like. Lineage: Eukaryota; Metazoa; Echinodermata; Asteroidea; Valvatida; Asterinidae. The transcript has 19 exons. Gene Ontology annotation, biological process: mRNA processing. Gene Ontology annotation, cellular component: nucleus. Bases 337 to 3840 code for a protein of 1167 amino acids. Gene Ontology annotation, molecular function: metal ion binding; RNA binding. The record is from RefSeq and is a predicted model, not a curated record.
CCAUUCUGAUUUUGUUGUCCAUUCAUUUACGCGUAGUACGAUCACGGCGUGUAUGUGGAAUUUUUCGCACAUCUUCUAACAUUUGUGCCAAAGAAUAUCACUAGAAAGAUUACUUUGAGUAACAUUGUUUCAUCUGAUCAGACGAGUAGGCUAUACAGAAAGUAGAUUCAGUCAUUUGGGAAUCGUAGCAUCUGUACUUCUCACUUCACAGAAACCGGGUUAGUCAUGUCGGUGAACUCCGCUCCAUCGACGCACCACUGAAAUCUACCAGUACCAGUACAUGCAGUAGGACCACUGCACUGACGACUCGUCUUGGCGUGAGCAGAAUUUUACACGAUGCCCAUUACCAUCCAAAAUGUCGAGAAACUGAAAGCCUGGUUAAAAAGAAAACUGGAACCAAUAUGUGAAGCAGACCCUGUUCCUUUGUCGAAGUAUGUCGUCGCUCUUGUCAAAAAGGACAAAAGUGAACAAGAGCUCAAAGAAAUAUGCACAGCUCAGCUGGAAGUCUUCCUAGUCGGUGAAACGGAAGGCUUUGUCAAUGACCUCUUUGAAGCCAUCGCGACCAAGUCCUAUCUGACACAGGAUGGCAGCACCCCUAUUGACGCACAGCAGGAGGGACCCAAGGACAAACAGGGUGACAUACCCGGUGAGAGUCAACCCCCGCAGGUGUCCGAUGCAGACAUGAGUGCCCUGAGGGAUGAGUCGGUCUCGACGAUGAGGAGCAACGAAGCGAUGAAACGAUCCUUGGAGGCAGGCGGGGAGGAAGGGGAGAGGGAGCAGCGAAGGCCGCGCCGCUCCCGGACAAGAUCAAGAAGCCACAGCCCUGGAAGGCGGAGACGACCAAGGGAUGACGACAGGUCUCGCCGGCGGGAUGAUCGCCAUGAUCGCCAUGGCAACCGCUACCACACUGACAGAGACCGAGAUAGAGACAGAGACAGGGAGAGAUACAGUCAUAGAGACAGGGGAUUCAGAGGUUACCGCAGCAAUAGGGACCAUCCUUACGGCGACCGACGUGAGGACAACAGGCGGGAGGACCGGCGCGACGAUGCCGGUAGACCGCGCUCUCGUUCCAGAUCCAGACCCAGAUCCAGGUCCCGGAGUAGAUCACCGGUACCCACCAGCGGCUCUGGCAAUGUGAAUAGCGUCAUCACUGUGGUGGGAGGCGGUGAAGGGAACCAGCCUGCCAGCAGGCCUAGGGAUCGAUGCAGAGAUUAUGAUGAAAAAGGUUUCUGCAUGCGGGGGGAAUUCUGCCCCUUCGACCACGGCAACGACCCGGUGAUAGUGGAGGACGUCAACAUGCUAAACAAGCGGACUCCCCCCUUACCUCCCCAGCCCCCUCCGUCCCAGCCCCCACCCCCACAGAUCAACACCCAGGUGCCUCCCCACCAGGCACCUGGGGGAAUGCCACCCCUCGGACCGCCCCCUGGGGGACAGUUUGGCAAUCCCUUCCCACCCAACCAGCGUCUCGGUCCACCACCGCCGGGGAUGACGUUACCUCCGAGGGGACCCAUGUUGCCCCCUCCACACUCCCAAGGUGGACCCUUCCCCGGGGGCCCUCCCAUGCUAGGGGGACCACCACCACCCAUGGGUGGGGGGCCACCACCACCCAUGGGUGGGGGUCCGCCACCACCCAUGGGUGGGGGACCACCGCCACCCAUGGGUGGGGGACCGCCGCCACCCAUGGGAGGACGUCCACCACCACCCAUGGGUGGGGGUAUGCCACCCAUGCACCCUGGGCAAGCGCCACCCAUGUCUCGGCCACCACCGCAGCUACCGCCCCCUCACAUGGGCAUGCGAGGGCCUAUGCCCCCACGAGGUCCACCAGGCCCAGGUCACAAUGAACUAAGGCCACUACGUCCUCCCCAAGGCAUCCGUCCCAAUCGCCUCAUCGGUCCCCCACUACGUCAAGGGCCACCAAGGCACCUGCUUCCACGGCCCAACCUACCACCUCCAACAUUCCAGCAACGUCCGCCAAGAAUGGACAUGCCCAAGGGACGAAACACAUCAGAUUCCCCACAUCAGCCUGAUGCCUAUAACCCAGAGGACCCUUCCAUAGAUGCCAAGCCUUACUACGCCCCUCCUCGUUCCAUGCGUAACCAGUCAGCCAACUUGAGAUCGCUCAUCGGAGUCCAGACGGUUCCCCUUGCCGAUCCUAAAGAUAUCGAAGAGUUAGAUGCUGAAACUCAGAAACUGGACGUAGCGAGUAACAGGACCGUCGUCAUCGAGUCACCCGAGUCAACGGACAAUCAGCAGCAAGCCUCGGACUCCAGGACAGUCGUUGCGGCCAGCGCCGCCGGACUCAAGAGACCGCACGAGCCAGACACGUCCCAGGAGAGCGAAGACAGCAGCGGGGCAGCGACAACUUCGGUAUCCUCCGGCGCCUCGCCGAGUAAGAUGAUGACACCGGAUUCAACCAGGAAAGUCAUCAGUAGCGGCGGUGGGGGUUGGAGGCCCAAGGCCAAGGUCACCCCUAACAGCCGGACGCUGGAGAUCAAGAAGAUCCCACGGGAGUUUAAUAGCAUCGCCAAGCUGAACGAGCACUUCCAGAAGUUUGGCGUCAUCACCAACUUGCAGGUUGCUUACGGUGGCCAGCCGGACGCAGCCCUCAUCACCUACGCCACCCAUCUCCAAGCGAGGGCAGCACACAACUCCAUCGAGGCCGUCCUGAAUAACCGCUUCAUCAAGGUGUUCUGGCACAACGAGGAUGGUGAUACAUCAUCUCAAAAUGCAGGCCAUGGAGCAAGCAAAGUCUCAGUCAAAGACAGGCUAGGAAUCCCAACCAAAGAGCAGCUGACCUUUGUCAAGAAGCCCCCAGAAACCUCAGAAAGGGUUGUUGUCAAAAGCUCCGGAGCCACCCUUACCAAGACCGUGUUUAACCCCGCGGCCCUGAAGUCCACGGCCGGUGCUGCGACGCCUCAGGCCUCGCUACUGGCCGCCAGGAAGGUGGCAGCGGCCCAGGAGGCCGUGCGCAAGAAGCAUGACGAGCAACGCAAGCUGGCCCAGAAGAAACAGAUUGAGAUCGGGAAACAGAAGCAGGAGUUGCUGGUCAAGCUGAUCCAACAACAGAAGUCCUUUCUCACCAAACUUGAAGACAAGAGCUUGUCGUCAGAGAAACGCGCUGAGAUCCUAGGCUUCAUCAAGAAACUCUCCGAGCAGAUGGACAAGACCAAGAAAGAACUGGAAGUCAAGCCUCCUAGCAAAUCCAAGACAGAAGUUCAGAAGGAGCUGCUAGACACGGAGCUGGAGUUGUACAACCAGCAGUGCGACGGAGGGGACGCUUCUGAACUCUACAAGCGGGUCGCCCAACUCAAGAAAGAGAUCAGUACACGCAAUGCAUCACUCAGCUACAUGAACGCUCAGGCAGCAGCCAGAGGCAGUGCCCGUGGGCGCGGUCGAGGGCGGGGUCGGGCCCGACGCCUCAGCCACUCCACCACUACCAUUGACAAGCGGCCUCGGAUGCUAGGCAUCAGUGGGUUUGAUCCAGAGGAUAAGGAUGAAGCCCUGACACACUUUAGUGACCUUGGUGAGAUUGAGAAUGUUGACUAUGAUGAAACCGCACACUCAUACGUUAUUGGCUUCAAGACAAGAAAAGAGGCAGAAUUUGCUGUGAAGAAAGGAGGUAUGUUCAAGGGCAAGCAGCUACACAUGGUGUGGCACACCCCACGACAGAACCCCCUGGCUGGGGAGGCAGAGCAGCCCGACUUGGAAGAGGACGUCAUUGAAGUGGGCGGCGAAUUGGAAGAUGACGAGGACUUGGAUGACAUUAACGAUGAUGAUCUCCUCCUGGAGGACGAUGAAGAAGAUGAUGAGGAUGCGGAGAGCCGAGGAUGGCGUCGAUGAAGCUGCGCCUAUGUGCCACGCCCAUCUGCCACACCCGUUUCAGUGUCUCCGUAUUACCAAUAGAUAAGACAUAUCUAUGUAGUUUUGUAGGGGGCAGUAUUAAGGGCACUUCUCACAACUGCAUGUGUGGAUUGAUUUGCGCAACAUGUGAAAACACGGGAGACCUUGGUACAUAUCAGCCAUUUUGGUCUGGUUUCCUGAAGACAAAAAUGAAAAACGUUGUUAAGAUGCUGCUUCCAUGAAUACAGAUUGUGGUACCAGCCUAUUUAUUUCUUGCAGAUAUGAGUCUCUUAGACUUUUGAUAAAAUAAACAUAAAUGACUAAAUCCAAUUUACAGUCUAUUUUGCCGAAGCACCACAGUCAGUGUAUAUUCAGAGAACGACUUAGCAGAAAGUGUGGUUGCUUACCAGUUUGCAGCUGAUCACCUGCCAAUAUGGCUCGGAAUCACUGAUCUCUAUAUAAAGACUGGAUAGCAUAUAGAGAACCGCAGAAAAAAGCCAUGAAGCCAUAUUGGAAAGACCUUGGUUGAUGUUCUAUAAAGGACAAGUUGCCGUCUUUAUAGGCGGUUGAGAUUCACUUUUGUAACAUCAUGGUUCACCUUGUUUACCUUCACAGUUUUUUCAAACAUUGUGGUUCACUUUUUGAGUGUCGCAGUUCAAUUGUUGCGACGUUUGGAAAUAUAAUCACGACGUCCUUUGUAGAACAUCAUAAUCCGUGUACGUGCACAAAAUACACGCCAAUUCUUUAUACAGUGUGCGUUGUGUCUUAUCUAUAGUAUGUAUGAGCAGAACGUUAUAUCGGCGGCCAUUUUUGGAAGACCAGAGGGAACUAGUUAAAAAAGUGAAAAUUAGUAAAUGUACCGCGUAUGGACAUACGCUAUCCAGUCUUUAUAUGGAGAUCAGUGCCCGGAAUCCAUUUUUGGCAAAGAAAAGUAAUUUGCUGAGUAAAUCUGUGUGCUGGUGCCAUUGGACUCUGACAUUGUGAUAAGUGCCCUAACAUCUGCCCCACCAUUGUCCUUUUGUUUAUAAGUUUUUUUUGUGGUGGGUUCGCUUGCAAAGUUGGUAUUUUUGCUUCAAGUAGUACCCUAAAAUUUUGGAAAUCCUAUCGUUCUCAUCCAAUGAUUGGAUAGGUUAAAUCGAAAGAAUUCCCCAAUGUGAACGUAUUAUGUUUUAAGUCAGUCGCAUGAUUUUCCUACAGGAAAAAAAUCUGUUUUAGAAUUUGUAAGCAUUUCAAUACCAACUUGGCAAGUGUCCCGAGAAUUUCUUAUUUUUUAUUAAAUCUUAAAUUCUGUUAGUAAGAGUAUGAUUGGUUGGUUAAAUUUGACUUUUUUCCCUAUUCCUGUCACAGAAUAUGGAAUACGGAAAAGAAUGAUACAUUUUUUCAUGUCAGUAAAAAAGAUGUUUCACAAAUUUUUGUUUUAACAUCAAUUACCGUGGAAAAAGUUGCCAUUUAUCGUUCAGCUUGUGGUCCUUAAUUCAUAAGUUUUAAUAAUUUGAGUUUGAAAUACAGGUUGAAAUAAUGAGAACAGAUUUGCCGAUUAUGAAAUCUGUUGCAAGUGUACAUAUCUUGAACCAAAAAAUUUGGAAGGAGUAACUGGUGGAAUUUGUGCAAAUGACGGAUGAUUCUUUGUGUUGCGAUGCCCAGGAAUCAUCUGUUUGCAUCUCUGUCAGUGUUUGGUUGAUUUUUGUGAAGAAUGAGGCAUUGCUCAGAGUGGAAGCACGGCAUCAUUAGAAGUGCCUGUGAAUAAUAUUUAUUCAACGAAAAUAGAUAUUUAUCUUUAGUUCCUAUUUUCAACAUUUCCCAGGGAGAGUUUGUGUAGCACGGUAUGUACACAUGCUGCAGAUGCAUUCUCUACAUGUUUGGUGAAGCCCAUGCAAAAAAAUCAUCAUUUUUAUGUUUAAAUGUGAACUUCUCUUUUUCAAGUACUUGCCUUCCUACAGGGUGCCCCCCUCCCUCAAAAAAAAUACGAACCCUUAAAAGUGCCCUCUUUUUCAAAGCUUUAUAAAACAUAAGUCAAAUAUAUUUUGAUUUGUCCAUAAACCUUAAUUUGUUAGCUUCAAUAUACUGAAAACGUAAUUUCAAUCGGUUCAAGACUUGUUGAGUUGUGGCUAAUUAUUAACAAAUAUGCUGCUUUUUCAUUUUGUCCACGGUGUCUGUUUCACUGCGGCAGUGAGAAUAAGGUCCGAAUCUUGCAUCUAUGAAAGAGGCAGCCAUUAGUAGCAGGCAGAGCAGAACAGUAAACAUCUAAGAAGUUACAUAAAACAGUCCUUUUCAAGACUACCAUGUCUUCUGUUGCCAAAAAAAAGUAGAAAAGAACCAAAUAAAGAAAGAAACAUUUCAAAAUUAAAGAAACAAAACUACCCUCUCCUCAAAUCCAUUACAUUCCUUAUAAAUGACAGACAAAAGAUGGCAGACAAAAUGAAAAAGCGACACUUUUUUUAAUUGGCUGUAACUCGAUAAAGAUUUUCCUGGUUGGAAAGAUUUUUUGUUGCUGAAAAGCUAACGAACUAUACUUUUAAAAAAUGUAUCAAAAUUUCGGAUGUAUUUUUUAGAAAGCUGUGACAAAGAGGGUGCUGUUACAUCUGGUAUAAGACCCAUAAGGAAGGAUUAGUUUGUUUGGCAAUGUUGACUGAUUUAUGGACAUUAGAUGAUCGGUUCUCCAGUGUCUGAACACAAAGAUUGCAAGCGUACAAAGUUUUAGUGAAUUCUGUGCUGGAUUAAUUUAUUUCAACAUGUGUCCCAUUCAAGGAGGGGUAGUAUCUUUUAAGGAAAUAAGUGAGGUAUUUGAGUGUGCAUUUUAUCAACUAUUUUGAACCUGUUACUGUGUAUAGUUUCAUGUAAAGUAAUUUGUGUUUGUUUGUACAAACUGACAUAUUUAAGCAACCAAAAAUAAAUACAAACUGCAGUUGAUGUUGUGGCAAGGGCUGAAAAAUCCUAUAUUUGUGAUUGCAUAGCUGAAAAAUUUGCAUUAAAGGAGAGGCAAUCUUGAAAAUUUGGUUUACUUUCAGGCAUGCAACUUUUCCUCGGAUCUCAGAUUUCCUUGUUUUCUACUUCUCAUGAAUGCCAUAACAAAUUGAAAAACACUGUACAAAGUCUUGUGUGGUUUGUAAUGUCCUCGUUUUCUCUAAAUUCCCAGUUGCAUGCCUGUACUUUACGUUUCACUGUGUUGAGAAUGAUUGUUUACAAAAAAAAACACUAUCCUUUCCUUAUUUAAAACAAAGAAACUCACAAUGUCAGUUUCAACAAACAUUACACAAUUUAUGUAAUAUUGUUAAGAUUAGAUCUUAGUGCUUAUUAAAAAAAAAUGCAACCUGUUUACUCCACAUUGUUAGAUCUUUGUACUCUUAUAAGUAAACAUUGUAAUACAUUGUUUGCGAUUGUAUAUUUAAUGAAGUUAAAAGAAAAGAAAAGAUUAAAAGAUAGAAAGAAAAAAUAAGAUAAGAGAAAAAAGAAAAGAAAAGAAAGAUCAGAAAAAAAUAAAACUGGUCACAUUUUGAAAAGAAAAAAUAAUAGAAAAAAAAGAACAAAAAAUAGAGAAGCAGCAAGUUUGAAAUGAUUGUGGCCAGAUUGAGUUUGAUCAAGAAAAGAAAGAAAAAAAAACUUUCUGAAAGUUCAGAAAUGAAAACCAAAAAAAAAAAAAAAAAAA